GGCUCAAAACGUUCUGGAAUGAUAUCUUCAGCUUGUGAUAAAGAGUCAAAUAUGGAAAAACGGGUUGUCAUGAUUUCUAAAUCAGAAUAUUCUAUGCAGUCAUCUCUGGCAGCCAAAACUGAUGUUCAGCAGGUUGUUAUGUAUUGCAAGGAGAAGCUUAUUCGUGGAGAAUCAGAAUUUUCUUUUGAAGAACUGAGAGCCCAGAAAUACAAUCAACGGAGAAAGCAUGAGCAAUGGGUAAAUGAAGACAGACAUUAUAUGAAAAGAAAAGAAGCAAAUGCUUUUGAAGAACAACUAUUAAAACAGAAAAUGGAUGAACUUCAUAAGAAGUUGCAUCAAGUGGUGGAGACAUCCCAUGAGAAUCUGCUUGCUUUCCAUGAAAGGUCUGAGGUUAAUUCAGCAUGUAUGGGGCCAAGUGUAGGCUCCCAGGAGGAAUUGAGAGUUCCGUGUCUUCCAGCCAUGGAUCAGCAGACCUCAAAGAACAUGGGGGAGAACUCCAGAGCAGCACCUACCAUUGCUCCCCUUAUGACAAAUGCUAUUACUGCUGCUUUGGAGUCCCCAGCCAUCGGCCAGAGCAUAGCUCCUCCAGUUCCUUUGACAGCCCAGCCAGUGACAAACUCCAUGUAUACAGUGGCCAGAAAAGAUGACAGAUGUGUGAAUAAAAGUACGUGUGAAUUCAAGCCACAGAGCGAAGCAGAGAUAAAGGAAGGGUGUGAAAUACAUAAGGUUGCUAGCACAAGUUCUUUUCACACAACUCCAGACACAUCACUGGGAAUGGCUCAGGCAACACCAUCCACAGUGCAGCCGUCACCCACUGUGCACACAAAAGAAGCAUUAGGUUUCAUCAUGAAUAUGUUUCAGGCUCCUACACUUCCUGAUAUUUCUGAUGACAAAAAGGAAUGGCCAUCUUUAGAUCAAAAUGAAGAUGCAUUUGAAGCCCAGUUUCAGAAAAAUGCAAGGUCUUCUGGCGCUUGGGGAGUCAAUAAGAUUAUCUCUUCUCUGUCAUCUGCUUUUCCUGUGUUUGAAGAUGGAAACAAAGAAAAUUAUGGAUUACCACAGCCUAAAAAUAAACCCACAGGAGCCAGGACCUUUGGAGAGCGCUCUACGAGCAGAUUUCCUUCAAAACCAAAUGAAGAAGUGCCUCAUGCUGAAGAGUUUCUAGAUGAUUCAACCAUAUGGGGUAUUCGCUGCAACAAAACCCUGGCACCCACUCCUAAGAGCCCAGGAGACUUUACAUUUGCUGCACAGCUUGCUUCUACCCCAUUCCACAAACUUCCAGCAGAGUCAGUGCACAUGCUAGAAGAUAAAGGAAAGACUAAGAAACUGCCACAGAUGAAAAAGGAUGAAAGAAACAUGACAACUAAAUGCAGCAGUAUCCGGGAUUGGAUCCUGGAGCAGAAGAAGGAUGUUAGUGGAAAGACUGGUGAAAUCCGAAUGAAAUCUGGAGUUUAUCCAAUUGAAGAGAAAAUCCCAGAACAAGCAGUCUCCUCUGACAAAUCUUCAGCAUCCUUACUCCACCUGAGCCUGCCUACUGCAGGUGGUGUACUUUCCCAUGAGGCGGAGCGGGGCCUUGAGGCUUGUAAACUCACAGACACUGACAUUGCCAUUGCGAAGGAUCCACCAGAUGUUAUCGCUGGGCUUCAAGCAGAUUGGACGCAGACUAGUUCACAUGGGAAUGUCAAUGCUCCAAACUUCACUGUUGAGAACCCAUGGGAUGAUGAGUUAAUUCUCAAACUUUUAUCUGGGCUUACUAAACCAGUGAGUUCCUAUACAAAUACUUUUGAAUGGCAAUGUAAACUUCCAUCCAUCAAGCCCAAGACUGAAUUUCAAUUGGGUUCUUCACUGGUCUACGUCAGUCACCUUCUUGGAGAAGGGGCCUUUGCUCAGGUCUAUGAAGCUGCUUAUGGAGAUGUGGAUGAUACUAAAAAUAAACAGAAAUUUAUUUUGAAGGUCCAGAAGCCUGCCAACCCCUGGGAAUUCUACAUUGGGACCCAGCUGAUGGAGAGACUAAAGCCAACCAUGCAACACAUGUUUAUCAAAUUUUAUUCUGCCCACUUAUUCCAGAAUGGCAGUGUAUUAGUAGGAGAUCUCUACAGCUAUGGAACAUUACUAAAUGCCAUUAACCUCUAUAAAAAUACCCCUGAAAAAGUGAUGCCUCAAGCUCUCGUCAUCUCUUUUGCUAUGAGAAUGCUUUACAUGAUUGAACAAGUCCAUGACUGUGAAAUCAUUCACGGAGACAUUAAGCCAGACAAUUUCAUACUUGGAAAUGGAUUUUUGGAGCAAGAUGGUGAAGGUGAUGAUUUAUCUGCUGGCUUGGCACUAAUUGACCUGGGUCAGAGUAUAGAUAUGAAACUUUUUCCAAAAGGAACUACAUUUACAGCAAAGUGUGAAACAUCUGGUUUUCAGUGUAUUGAGAUGCUCAGUAACAAACCAUGGAACUACCAGAUUGAUUACUUCGGAGUUGCUGCAACAGUAUACUGCAUGCUCUUUGGCACUUACAUGAAAGUGAAAAAUGAAGGAGGAGUCUGGAAACCGGAAGGUCAUUUUAAAAGGCUUCCUCAUUUGGAUAUGUGGAGUGAAUUUUUUCACAUCAUGUUGAAUAUACCAGAUUGUCGUCAUCUUCCAUCUUUGGAUUUGUUAAGGCAAAAGUUGAAGAAAAUAUUUCAACAACACUAUACAAACAAGAUUAGGACCCUGCGUAAUAGGCUAAUUGUACUGCUCUUAGAAUAUAAGCGUUCACGAAAAUAAAAUUUGGAUAUAGACAUUCUCCAGAAAUCUCUUUGUAAAUGCUAACCUGCUCACUUUUAACCCUGAUUUUUUUGUUACAUUUAUUGUGUAUAUAAAUGUUUUUUAAAAAUAAAUUCCACAGAUUACAUCUGUGUGACUUAGCUGUUAUAAAUAUUUCAACAAAAUAUACAAUGCAAUAUGUUCCCUAAAUAGCAGGCUGAUUGGGCUACAGGUAUUCAUUAGAAUAAUUCAGAUGUGAACAUUCUCUAGAAAUCACUCUUUAAAUACUGACUUGUUUACUUUAAACCAAAAAGGGCCAAGAAAACUUUUUUCCAAAUUUGAAGUGGUUGGUUUAAAAAAAAAAUUUCCCCAAAUAUAUCCAGGGGACUUCAAGUUUCUAUGAAUAAAGCCUGCCUGUCCUUUGUUGUACCUGUUCUUCAUCGCUAUUCAUGAAAUGCAAAUCCUAAGCCUCUCUAUUUUUUAGAAGUUCCAUUCAAAGGAAAAUCUCAGGUCUUGAAAAUAGUAUUAUAAGCUGUAUAGAUCAUUAAUCAGCUCUAAAAUUAUAGCAGUCAACUUAGUAUUUAUUGACUUUUGUUUUCCAUUCCAGAGACAACCACAACCCACUUUUUGUGACUCUUUCCAAAAAUGAUUCUAUGCAUAUUUCAUAUACAAUCAUGCACCACAUAAUGAGGUUUUGGUCACAAGUGGACCGCAUAUACAAUGGUGAUCCCAUAAGAUUAAAAUAGAGCUGAAAAAUUCUUGUUGCCUAGUGAUGUCAUAGCCAACAUAAUGUUGUAGCACAAAUGCCUUACUCGUGUUUGUGGUGAUGCUGAUGUAAACAAACCUACUGUGCUGCCAGUCAUAUAGAAGUAUAUGUACAGUAUAUAUACUUGACUGUGUUACUGGUUUAUGUAUUUACUGUACUAUGCUUUUUAUUGUAAUUUUAGCGUGUACUCCUACUUAUUAAAAAAAAAAGUUAACUGUAAAACAGCCUCAGGCAGGUCCUUCAAGAGGUAUUCCAGAAGGUAUCAUUAUCAUAGGAGAUGGCAGCUUCAUGCAUGUUAUUGCUCUGAAGACCUUCCAGUGGGACAAGAUGUGGAUGUGGAAGACAGUGAUAUUGAUGGUCCUGACCCUUUGUAGGCCUAGGCUAAUGUAUAUGUUUGUGUCUUAGUUUUUAACAAAGAAGUUUAAAAAGUUAAAAAAAAAAAAA
Galeopterus variegatus (Sunda flying lemur) is the source of this 3937-nucleotide messenger RNA. It is a transcript of the gene BUB1, whose product is annotated as BUB1 mitotic checkpoint serine/threonine kinase. The record is from RefSeq and is a predicted model, not a curated record. Gene Ontology annotation, molecular function: ATP binding; protein kinase activity. Lineage: Eukaryota; Metazoa; Chordata; Mammalia; Dermoptera; Cynocephalidae. The annotation marks the transcript as partial. The transcript is spliced from 20 exons. Gene Ontology annotation, biological process: meiotic sister chromatid cohesion, centromeric; protein phosphorylation; mitotic spindle assembly checkpoint signaling.